AUGCAACUCAUCAAACCUUCCUGGCUGAGCCAUAGUGGCGAGCAGAAAGAUUUCGAGGUCUACAGCUGCCAUGUCUCGCCCGAUGGCUCGAGGCUGGCAACUGCUGGCGGUGAUGGGCACGUCCGAGUCUGGUCGACUGAAUCAAUUUACAAUUCCAACGACAAGUCCUACACGAAACCGCGCCAGCUCUGUCAUAUGAGCCACCAUCUCGGCACCAUCCACUCCGUGCGAUUCUCUCCCAACGGCCGAUACCUUGCAUCCGGCGCAGACGACAAGAUCAUAUGCAUAUACCAUCUGGACAGCAGCCCUCCGUCGCAAACUGCCACGUUCGGUACCAACGAGCCCCCGCCUGUCGAGAACUGGAAGACCUACAAGCGGCUCGUGGGACACGACAACGACGUGCAAGACCUCGCCUGGUCAGACGACAACUCGCUGCUGGUCUCCGUGGGCCUGGACUCCAAGGUGGUAGUCUGGUCGGGACACACAUUCGAGAAGCUGAAGACGCUCGCGGUGCACCAGAGUCACGUCAAGGGCAUCACAUUCGACCCGGCCAACAAGUACUUUGCGACGGCGAGCGACGACCGCACCAUUAAAAUCUUCCGCUUUACAUCACCGGGCCCGAACGCCACCCAGCAUGACAUGGUUAAUAACUUUGUUCUGGAGACGACGAUCUCGGCACCGUUCAAGAGCUCGCCCUUGACGACGUACUUCAGGCGGUGUUCCUGGUCACCAGACGGCAAUCACAUUGCGGCUGCGAACGCGGUAAACGGUCCUGUGAGCUCCGUUGCCAUCAUUGAGCGGACGAGAUGGGACAGCGAGAUCAACCUGAUCGGGCACGAAGCGCCAACGGAAGUUUGCAUGUUCUCGCCGCGUCUUUUCUACACAAGGCCGCCCGCCGAGAAGGGCGGCGCGGACGCCCAAGGGGCUGGUAAUCUUGUCACGGUCAUCGCUUCGGCGGGCCAAGACAGGACAUUGAGCAUCUGGAACACCAACACCUCGCGACCAUUGGUCAUCCUGCAGGAUAUCGCAUCAAAGUCGAUCUCCGACCUCUCCUGGACUCCCGACGGCCAGACUCUAUUUGCUUGCAGCCUGGAUGGAAGCAUUCUCUGUGCCAUAUUUCAGAGUAACGAUCUGGGAUAUGUGGCCACAGCGGAAGAGAACGACAAGGCUCUGCAGAAGUACGGAGGCGGUCGCAAGGGUAUGGGUGUUGCUGAGGACGUAGAUGGGCUUGCCCUGGAAAACCAGAGCAAAGCUGGCGAACUUCGAGGGGCCGAGUCAAGAAUGGGUGCGCUGAUGGGCGACUUUCAACCUGUUCCAGCCCGGGAGCCGGCAGCCGCUACGAAUGGCACAAGUACGAACGGAACUGCGGAAAAGACUGGCGAUAAUUCGAGGGAAAAGGACAAGGACAAGGAAAAGGAGGAAAAUGCCGACAAGACAGCGGAGAGGAUCAAGGAGCUCAAGUCCAGAGUCACGAUCACUAAAGACGGAAAGAAGCGGGUCGCACCUCUACUGAUCUCGUCUUCUGGAACUGGCACCUCGUCAUUACCACAGACACAACUCAUAGGAUCGAAAACAGUCACCACUCGCGAUGACACGCCACAAGCGAUCCUCGACCUAAACAAACCUUUCGAUGGACUGCCCCAGGGAGGCAUUGCGUCCAUGCUGCUUGGGAACAAACGGAAGGCCGCAGUUAUUGAUGGCGAAGACGAGGACGAGCCCGCGCCGAAACGACCUGCGUUGGGUCUGCCUACACCAGUCAUGACGAAUGGCGUGGACGGUCUGGAACCGGCUACCCUUCAGCCACCUGUACAUGGGGUAGUGCCAACACCGGAGUUCUUGCGGCCAGCGGUCAUGAGCUCGGCUUUGACUGUAUCUCAAGUCAGGCUGGCAGUGCCCAAGAUCAGAUCUCACAUCCUGAGACCCCUAGAGCGAGGCGUAUUGCAGGGACAGAGCACCGCGGAGGAAGCAUCCAAGAUACCAGAGAACAUCAUCUUGGAGGCCAAGAAUCCUGCUCAGAUCAGGGAUCCUUCACACGUUACCUGCUCAAAGAGAGGGACACUGUUAUGGGAGGACUUUUUACCACGGGCGGUGAUACUGGUCACUGGCAACAAGCAUUUCUGGUCGGCAGCCUGCGAGGACGGCAGCCUAUACGUGUGGACGCCAGCGGGUCGGAGAAUUGUCAAUGCGAUGAUUUUGGAGUCACAGCCAGUCAUCCUCGAGUGUCGAAACCAUUGGCUGCUAUGCAUAACAGCCUGCGGCCUUGCCUAUGUCUGGAAUAUUCGGUCCAUGACCUCGCCACACCCUCCCGUUUCCCUCGGUCCCAUCAUCGAUCUCGCCAUCACCUCUCUCAAUCCACACUCCGCGACGCCUGGCCCUGGCGUCACUUCCGCACACCUCAACUCGACAGGCCACAUCGUGGUCACGCUCUCCAACGGCGACGGGUAUUAUUAUGCGCGGGAGAUGUACACCUGGCAACGGCUGUCCGAGACCUGGUUCGCUGUAGGCAGUCAGUACUGGAACAGCAAUGACUCCUCCGUAAGCGCCCUUCAGUCAACGGCCGUGGGCCCCGUCACGAAACCCAAAGACGCCAAGAAGGACGACAGCGUGGAUGUUUCGGCGGGUAUCAUUCCCUACCUGGAGCGCCACACAACAACCGAGUUUCUGCUCAAGGGCCGUGCCUACACCCUGCAACGCCUCAUCAAGACGCUGCUGUCCAAAGAGGGGUUCGAGUCCUUUGAGAGUUCCGUGUCGAUCGCACAUCUAGAGAAUCGCAUGGCGGGCGCAAUGGUACUUGGGGCCAGGGAGGAGUUCAGGCUGUACCUGUUGAUGUACGCCAAGCGUAUUGGUGCCGAGGGAUUGAGGGGCAAGGUUGAGGAGCUGUUGAAUGGACUCUUGGGCGGUAUACUGCAUGAUAAGGAGGAUGGCGAGAAGAAAGCCGAAGAUAUUGAAGGGAAGCCAUUCGGAUGGUUCGCCAAGGGGGAUGAGAUUUGUGGUUGGGACCGGAGGGAGUUGCUGAAGGGAGUUGUCAUGAUCCUGGGCAAAUUCAGGGAGCUGCAACGUCUUACGGUGCAGUACUCCCGCGUCCUGGGCCUCACGGUCGAGGAGGAAGAGGGCGGCGACGGGAAUGGGGAUGGGGAUGCAAUGGCUGUUGAGGCUACAUGA
Messenger RNA from Cryphonectria parasitica EP155, 3162 nucleotides. RefSeq names its product protein hir-1. Gene Ontology annotation, molecular function: nucleosome binding; protein binding. NCBI's taxonomy places the organism in Eukaryota, Fungi, Ascomycota, Sordariomycetes, Diaporthales, Cryphonectriaceae. The record is from RefSeq and is a predicted model, not a curated record. Gene Ontology annotation, cellular component: nucleus; HIR complex. The transcript is spliced from 5 exons. Gene Ontology annotation, biological process: chromatin remodeling; regulation of DNA-templated transcription; DNA-templated transcription. Bases 1 to 3162 code for a protein of 1053 amino acids.